Messenger RNA from Penicillium longicatenatum, 1617 nucleotides. RefSeq names its product MFS transporter. The transcript is spliced from 3 exons. NCBI's taxonomy places the organism in Eukaryota, Fungi, Ascomycota, Eurotiomycetes, Eurotiales, Aspergillaceae. Gene Ontology annotation, biological process: transmembrane transport. Gene Ontology annotation, molecular function: transmembrane transporter activity. The record is from RefSeq and is a predicted model, not a curated record. The annotation marks the transcript as partial.
GCCAGAAUCUUGAAACCCUACCAAGAAAUUCCUUUAAGCUCGGCUGAGACUGAUCGAACCGUCUGCAGUGACGGAAUUAAUAUGGCGGCCACCCAGCCUGGUGCUAUCGAAGGGUACCCGGGGCAAAAGGCCCUGACUACUACCAGCAGUAGCUCCGAAAACGAUCAAAUGUCAGAUUCUGCAAAAGAUAUUGAGAAAUGGAACCCAGCAAGCAUUUAUGCCUCUACUGUGGAUCCAAACCUCGUCGACUGGGAUGGACCGGAUGACCCUGCUAAUCCACGAAACUGGUCUCGGGCAUUCAAAAUGGCCAAUAUUGUGCUUGUCAGUCUGUCCGUGCUAUAUUGCAAUCUUGCAACCACGAUGUUCUCUCCGGCCGCCAAACUCAUGCAGAGCGAGUUUGGCUUCAAGAGCGACACAGUUGAAAUUCUGACAAUCACCAUCGCCUCACUUGGCUUUGCGGUGGGUCAGUUCUUUGUGCCACCCCUCUCUGAGGUUUUUGGACGUGUGCCUGUUUAUCGCGUGAGCUCAGUGUUGUAUCUUGGGUUUACUGCUGGCUGUGCACGGAGUACUCAUGUCGCAGAGUUUCUUGUCUUCCGUCUGUGCACUGGCCUCUCUGCUGCGUCGUACAUGUCAACAGGAGGCGGUACCGUCGCAGACUUGCUGUCAAAGGAGGAGAGAGGAGGAGCAAUGGCUCUAUUCACCGCGGGGCCGCUCCUUGGGCCGGUUCUUGGUCCUAUUGUUGGAGGAUUUGUGACUGAGAAUCUGAGCUGGAGAUGGACAUUUUAUCUCAUUCUGAUGCUUGGCGGUACCGUCACGGUUGCCUCUUUCAUAUUAAUGCGUGAGACAAGCGCCGUCGCCAUUCUCAAGGAAAAAGCUACUCGCUUGCACAAAGAGACAAAGAAUCCAAAAUUGCGUGCAAAGGGCAACAAGCAGAUCCCAAUCAGCCAACUUAUUGCUCACGCCGUGACUCGUCCAGCCACUUUCCUUGUCUUCUCUCCUGUUCUCUUUCUGAUCUCUCUUUACAUCGCGUUCAAUUUCGGUGUGACCAUGUUAUUGUUUGCGACCUUUCCAACCGUCUUUGAAACCUACUAUGGCUGGAGCGUUGGUGUCUCCGGCUUGGCAUAUGUUGGUGUCGGCAUCGGCUGUGCCGUUGGUAUAUUGAUCUUCGCCAAUCUCAGUGAUCGCUUGCUGCAUGCUGAAGGUGGUAAUUUCCACGCUGAGCGACGUCUGAUCUUGAUGAUGUGGGUCUCUCCUCUUUUCCCCAUCGGCUUAUUUCUCUAUGGGUGGACAGUCCAGUACCGAGUGCACUGGGUUGUUCCCAUCAUUGGAACGGCCAUUUGUGGACCUGGCGCCGUGGUCAUCAAUUCCUCCGCGCAAACAUAUAUCAUUGAUAUAUUUGGGCCCCAGACGGCCGCAUCGGCCAUGGGCGCCCUCACGAUUCUUCGUAACCUGACGGGAGCAUUCCUUCCUCUUGCCGCUCCAUCGCUCUAUGCCCAUCUAGAUAUGGGUUGGGGAAACAGCGUGCUCGCAUUCAUUACGAUUUGUUUCAUCCCAAUCCCAUUCUUGUUUUACUGGAAGGGAGAGUUUCUGCGUGAGAGGUUUCCAGUCAAGGUCUAA